GCGGCGGGGUCCCAGCACUCCUUUCGCGCCACCACCAAGAUGGCGGCGCCCAUGUUGCGGUGCAUUUCUCCGAGCCGGUGGUUUUGCACCCCGGGCCCGCGGGCAGUCUUGCCCCGGGGGCUGCGUGAAGCCCAUUCGGGCAAUAAGGGGUUGCUGGCGGUGCAGAAGGCUCGGGGUUUGUUCAAGGAGUUCUUCCCCGACAAGGGCACGAAGGUAGAGCUCCCAGAGCUCUUCGACCGUAGCAUCGCGGGCAACUGUCCCCAGACCGUCUACUGCGGCUUCGACCCCACGGCGGACUCGCUGCAUGUGGGGCACCUGCUGACGCUGCUGGGCCUCUUUCACUUCCAGCGAGCCGGCCACAACGUGAUCGCCCUCGUGGGAGGCGCCACGGCGCGCCUGGGAGACCCCAGCGGGCGCACCAAGGAGCGCGAGGCGCUGGACGCGGAGCGCGUGGGCAGCAACGCGCGCGCCCUGCGCCGAGGGCUGGAGGCCCUGGCAGCGCAUCACCAGCAGCUCUUCUCCAAUGGGCGGGCCUGGGGCAGCUUCACGGUGCUAGACAACUCGGCCUGGUACCAGGAGCAGCACCUGGUGGACUUCCUGGCGGCGGUGGGCGGCCACUUCCGCAUGGGCACGCUGCUGAGCCGGCUGAGCGUCCAGACCCGGCUCAAGAGCCCGGAGGGCAUGAGCUUGGCCGAGUUCUUGUACCAGGUGCUCCAAGCCUACGACUUCUACUACUUGUUUCAGCGUUACGGAUGCCGGGUGCAGCUGGGCGGAUCUGAUCAGCUGGGCAACAUCACGUCGGGAUACGAGUUCAUCAACAAGUUGACUGGAGAAGACGUAUUUGGAAUCACUCUUCCUCUGAUUACAAGUACAACUGGAGCAAAACUGGGAAAGUCUGCUGGCAAUGCUGUGUGGCUGAGCAGGGAUAAGACAUCUCCAUUUGAACUGUAUCAGUUCUUUGUCAGGCAGCCAGAUGAUUCGGUAGAAAGGUACCUGAGGCUCUUCACUUUUCUGCCCCUUCCGGAGAUCGACCACAUCAUGCAGCUGCACGUCAAAGAGCCAGAAAAGCGGGGUCCUCAGAAACGGCUUGCUGCGGAAGUCACGAAGCUGGUUCAUGGACAGGAAGGGCUGGAUUCUGCCAAAAGGUGUACACAAGCCCUUUAUCACAGUAGCGUAGAUGCACUGGAGGUCAUGUCUGAUCAAGAGUUAAAAGAGUUGUUUAAAGAAGCUUCAUUUUCUGAAUUAGUUCUUGACCCUGGAACAAGCGUCCUAGAUACAUGCCGCAAAGCAAAUGCCAUUCCAGAUGGUCCCCGGGGGUAUCGGAUGAUAACAGAAGGCGGAGUCAGUAUAAAUCACAGACAAGUAACAAAUCCAGAGAGUGUUUUGGUUGUUGGACAACAUAUUCUUAAGAAUGGACUUUCAUUACUUAAAAUAGGAAAAAGGAAUUUCUACAUUAUAAAAUGGCUUCAACUAUGAUGAAAAAUCCUUCUGAUGACUCAAACUUACCGCCAUUCAUUCUCAAGACAUACUAAAGGUUGGCUCCAGAACUCAACAUUCCUUCACUUAUGCCAGUCAGCAGAGAAUGGAGUAUAUACUCUAGGCCUCACAGUGUGAGUAAUUUCAUUAUUUAUAUAGGUUGGUUAAUAAGUUGUUUGUGUAAAUGAUGGGAUUUUAUUUCUUGAUCCUUAAACAUUAAGGACCACCAUAGAAAACCAUGGUUUCCAGGGUUAGUAUGUUUUAAAAAUUAUACUUUAUGAAAAAACGCUGUCUUUCCAAUCCUAUCUUGCUCUCCUUUUUGGACAUGAGGAACAAUGAAAAAGAGGUAAUCUAAGGAAUUGCAGAUACUUUUAUAUCAAGUAUAUAUAUCUCACUGAUCUCGCUAGUGUCUGUAUUAAAACCAGCAGUGCCUCUAGCAUCCACAUUAGAAAUGCGAAAUCUAGUACUGGAAACUGAUUUUUGUUGUUGUUUAGGAACCAAAUGCAGUUCUUAGAAAAGAUUAAAAUUCAGUACUUGACUUUUCAGAAAGUUUCUAAUUAUUUUCCAUUCCCUUACCUGUGUUUCGGUGGAACUAAAUUUACUCACCGCCUUACUUUGUUAAACUACUGAGGUAGCAAUAUUUUAUAAAUUUAAAAACUUUUAAAUUAGUUUUAAGCUUCAGCUUCUGUCCCCCACCAGAUUACAACUUGAGAUAAACUGAAAACUUAAGUAACCACAGAAGUAAAAGAGGCAAAUAUUAUGUUAUACCAACUAUCCAAUUAUAUGAGAAUAUCAAAAGAUACUCGGGUAAGGGAAGUUUUCAGGUCAAAUUUAAAGGAUUUCCUAUCAAGACUUAGUUAAGCUCUACAUAGUUUAGGCAAAUUAAAUCUCCAGAACUUAAAUUUCCACAUAUGACAAAUCCAUUUCCCUGAGGAUCAAGUGAAAGGCACAAACAUACAGAAUGGUUCAUAACCAAAUUUACUCUAGAAAACCUUACAGGCAGCAAAGAGUGGCUUUAAUGUUCAAGUUCUAGCCAUUUGCUACCUGGAUUAGAGAAAGUCACUGUCUUUAUAUGCAAAAAUGGAGAUGUAAUAAUACUUCAGUGAAUUGUUAGAAUCUAGUAAGAAAGUCAAAACUUUGAUACAAUAUACACUGUAUUAGAUUUAUUAAGUUAAAAAGCUAGAGUUUAUCUAAAUCUUUUUCUGGGAGUAAAGUGAGGAAGAAUUCAUUUAUUGAUAAACUUUAAUGUCAUUUCAUACCAGCAAUUUUAUUUACACAGCAAGAACAUACAAGUAUCCAUUAUAAAUGUCAUAGAUCAUCUCCACAUUUCAGAACUUCACCCAGUUUAGAGCCAACAAAGGUUUCUCUUGCCACACCUCUCUUGCCUAUUUUUCUUUGUACUAGUACAAGGUAUGUAGUACUAGAAAGUGCAUUACCAUAGCAUGUCUUUAAAGGGAACAUUUUUUAAUUGGAAAUCUGUUUGAUAUACUGGAGAAAGAUGCGUUAGAAGGGUUUUUUCCCCCCUUAUAAAUUCAAAAGGCUAAAACAGUAGUUAUCUAAUCUGUCUAAAGUAAGUAAACAUGGAUGGGUAUAAUUCAAAGCUAAUGUUUAAAGAUGGCAGAGUGAUUUUAAAGUGCACUAACAAACAUUUUGAUAUGAUGUAUUCUAUCAAGAUCUGAAUCUGGGUUUUUUUAUGUUUGAGAUAAGUUGGUGAGCCUGUUGUUUCUUAGUAAAUGGGUACCUAAAGUUAACAGAUAUAUUUAUAUUGUCAAUAGUCCUUCAUAAAUAUUUUAACUUAAAAAGAAAUUUUAAUAUCUGCUAGAUGCCUUAAGAAUUUUGACCAUUAUCUUAACAUUUAUAAUGUAAUUCAUAUCAAAAAUCACCUGAGGAAUUUUAAUAAAAUGUAUGUUCUAAACCUCACUCCUGAAUGCAAAUUAGUUGUCUAUAAGCCAUUAGGAGUGUGUCAGCAUGGUUUUUUGUUU
Molecule: messenger RNA, 3458 nt
Organism: Myotis daubentonii (Daubenton's bat)
Lineage: Eukaryota; Metazoa; Chordata; Mammalia; Chiroptera; Vespertilionidae
Gene: YARS2
Product: tyrosyl-tRNA synthetase 2
Biological process (GO): tyrosyl-tRNA aminoacylation
Cellular component (GO): cytosol; mitochondrion
Molecular function (GO): ATP binding; tyrosine-tRNA ligase activity; RNA binding
Source: RefSeq, a predicted model, not a curated record